AUGGCCUACGACCGCUACGUUGCCAUCUGCAAACCCCUGCACUACGGGACCCUCCUGGGCAGCAGAGCUUGUGCCCACAUGGCAGCAGCUGCCUGGGGCAGUGGGUUUCUCACUGCUCUGCUGCACACGGCCAAUACAUUUUCCCUACCCCUCUGCCAUGGCAAUGCUGUGGACCAGUUCUUCUGUGAAAUCCCCCAGAUCCUCAAGCUCUCCUGCUCAGAUGCCUACCUCAGGGAAGUUGGGCUAAUUGUGGUUAGUGCCUGUUUAGGAUUUGGGUGUUUUGUUUUCAUUGUGGUGUCCUAUGUGCAGAUCUUCAGGGCCGUGCUGAGGAUCCCCUCUGAGCAGGGACGGCACAAAGCCUUUUCCACAUGCCUCCCUCACCUGGCCGUGGUCUCAAUGUUUAUCAGCACUGGCAUAUUUGCCUACCUGAAGACCCCCUCCAUGUCCUCCCCAUCCCUGGAUCUGGUAAUGGCAGUUCUUUACUCGGUGGUACCUCCAGCCGUGAAUCCUCUCAUCUACAGCAUGAGGAACCAGGAGCUCAAG
Molecule: messenger RNA, 543 nt
Organism: Grus americana (Whooping crane)
Lineage: Eukaryota; Metazoa; Chordata; Aves; Gruiformes; Gruidae
Product: olfactory receptor 14J1-like
Exons: 1
Biological process (GO): G protein-coupled receptor signaling pathway
Cellular component (GO): membrane
Molecular function (GO): olfactory receptor activity
Source: RefSeq, a predicted model, not a curated record